CUCUGCAUGGCGGUCUCGGCGGCGGCGGCAAAUCCACUGGGGCGUUUUUUUUUUCUCUGCUCCGGUAACUCCGAAUCUUACUCCGAACUCCGAUUCCCCUUUUGCGAGCAGUGUGCGUGCGUACGUUGGCUGUGCGGUCAUUCGAAGUCGAACCGCGACAAUCGCUCUCUUUUUCCCUGUAAAUUAUUCAUUUUUUUUACAUUUUACCCAAUUGUUAUCACGCAUCAAUCCCAUCUCUGUAAAUAGGUUCGUAAGGGUAUAUAAGUACGAGUAACGAGUUCUUGAAAAAAAGGAAAAUAAGGUCAGACUACCACAAGAGUAUAUACGUUUAUUCGUCAGCAUUCAUUGUACACAAAAUUCUAUUGUUUUCCUCAAUAAGAAAUACAUCACAUCCUGCAACUUGGUACUUAUUGGACAUAAAAGUAAAACAGCUACAUUGUUCAGUUAGUGCUUUCCCAUACAGCAGGAAGAGGAAGAUUCCUGCGGAUCGAUCUCCGCCGGUGGCUGUUUGUAGCUGCAGCGUGGGAGAAGGAAAAGAGGAGAGCAACGAGGGAGUACUUAAAAAGAAAAAAAAAAAAAAAAGAAGGGUAGUAGGUAUAGCAAAAACGGUGUUCACCUAUAACAAAUCCUGCAAUACCUCUCGAUGCGCAGAGGGUUGCCGCUGCAGUAGCAGUCCGAGGAUACAUAACCUGCCAGGAUAUUCGUUAUCCUCUCGACAUGCAGGUAUCUUCCACCAUCGUCUGAACGAACGAGAUUCGCGGGACCGGCCAGCCGUGCCCCGUCGUCGCGAAAAGAAGAACGGAAAAUGCCCCCGGCCUUCGUUGUGGUGAAACAACGUCUGGAUUGAACCACGUCCAGCUGCCGCCCAGUCAUGGACCUGAUAGUCAAGAGCGAGGAGGCUGACAAGUUGUCGGUGCACGAGAGCGCUGCAACGGUGUCGCGCCAAGACUCGGGCAUGCCGGCAGAGGAGGAGGAAGAGGAGGAGGAGCGCCUAGUCGAGCCGAAGGGUGCCUCCCUCGACGGGAGCGACGCGAUGAACGACAGCGAGUGCAACGUCACGGUCAUCCACGUGGUUAACGUGGCGUCCGCGGGAUCCGGGGCCAACAUCCCCGUGGAGGACGAGACGACCGGCACGCCCGUCGCCGACAACGACAAGAAGGAUUACCCGGGCGAGGGCAAGGAUGGCAGCGACAGCGGUGUCGAGGGUUGCGCCGCCGAGCCACCCAGGGUCCAGAGCCGCAACAGCGUCGACUAUGCGAGCAGCUGCAACGGCCUGGACGAGGCCUCGUGCGACUCGAGCCUCGUCAGCUGCUGUUCCGUCUACGAGGACCCCUGCGCCACUUUGCCUGACGACAUGCGCCUCAGCGGUGGUAGCAGCGGCCCGGCUACGACCAACGGCGCCACCACCAACGGCCCGGCCAGUGUUGGGGUCCGGCCCGAGGGUACGAGCGAGGCCGGCAGCGAGAGCUCCUCCAUCGCGGGUAGCGUCUCAGCAGCUCGUUGCCCGCAAAAGAGGCCCGCCACCGUUCCCGGGGCCCAGAACAAGAAGAAACCCGUUGCCCACAGCACGGCCGACUCGCAUCAGAGGACCAGCAGCAGUCAGCGCAACGGCGCCAGUGCGAUCGUCAACGGCACGACGUCGACGGGCGCGAGGGCAAAGCCGCGCGUGCUCACCAAGUCGCAGAGCGUCACGAGUAGCAGCAGCAGCAGCAGGGAUAGGGGCCGGUCGAGGGAAAAGUCGUCGGCCAAGGGCACGAGGGACGGCUCGUUGGCCGCUGUCGCCCGAAACUCGUCGACCACGAGGAGCAGCAGCGUCACCGCGAGCACCGCGGCUUCGAGGUCCCGGACGAGACCGGACUCGCUACCGUCGGCCCUCACCACCGAGAUCAACAAGGACCUGGCGGCGCAACGCGGCAGGGGCACGAGCGCCCGGGCUCCCAGAGGAGGCUCGAGCACGCGCGCGAGCACCCGGAAGACGGGCACCCCGAACUCCACACCAUCCGAGGACGGACGCAAAUCCCUGGGUCGCAGCACAAGUUUGUACGGAGGUCGGCCGGACGCGACGAGAAAUGCUCGCUUCCUGGACAAGAUGGCCGUUAGCAUGGACACCAAGACCCUGGACGCUUACGGUACGUUGCCGCGGGCGGGCGCGAGGAGCACCAGAUUCGCGGUGCCAAAGUCAGCGGCUGAGAAACCUCCGGUGGCGAGUCGUAGCAGGUCAGGAAGCCGAGACGCCAGUCUCAACAGGCUGCUGGGGCGCAAAGCCAUCAAUGGCUCGAGCAAUGGUAUCAACGGGCCGCAGUACAAAGGCUUGCCACCGUAUCCUAAGCAGAAGAUGGCGGAGAGGACGCGGAUCUACCACGAGACGAGCGUACAGACGGGGCUGACGGGUAAGGACAUCGACAACUGCCUGGCCGGAGUGGCGACGAUCAUUCCGAAUCCCGAGAGCGUCGAGACGUCCGAGAGACCCAGCCAGACGGAGGGUACCUGGGAGGAUUUGCAGCGGCUGAAGGCUGAUUUGAAGAAGACGAGCGAGGAGAGCGAGGUGAGGAAGAAGGACAACGAGAAGCUCAAGGCUGAGGUCGCGGAGUUGCGAAAAAAGCUGGAGGAGGAGCAGGCGGACCACGCUUUCGCCAGGCAGGAGUUGGAUAAGAACGCCCAGAGGGUUCUGGCCAUGCUGGGAACGCCGCAGUCGGAGCAUGCAGAUGGGAACGAUAGUUUCUUGGAGCUGGAGUCUCAUUUUCAAUCUUCAGGACAAGUUCUUGCUAGUCAACAAGUCGAGAUUGCUGAUCUGCAAUCGCUCUGCAGGAUGUUGAGCAGGGAUUUGGAAAAGAACAUAGCUGCACAGAAGCAGCUGAUCCUUCAGCAGCAGGAAUUGGAAGCCGAGUCCUUGGAGAUGCAAGACUUUUUGCAAGAGGAGAAAGCUACUCUGGAAACAGCCUUGAAAGAGUCGGAAGCAGAGUUGAAGAGGAAGGAUGAAAAAAUGCAAAAACUGUCGUCAGAAUUGGAAAGACAAACCGAGGAGUGCAAGCAUCUCGUUAGAAUCAGCGAGCAGAGGCGACAGGAAAACUUGUCGCUGAGCAUGAAACUUAAUGCCGUCGAAAGAAGGAGCAAGGAGCUUUUGCUCGCGCAAGGAGCGGCUGCGUCUGGUGCCUCGGUCGCUCUUUCGGGGCUCGGAAGUCGGCUCGAGGCACUCGUGGAUCAGUUAAUUGUGUCCUACAAUAUUUCCGAGAAAGAUCUUGAGGACGUCAUUUAUCAUAAUGAAGCCUUUAGUAGAAGCAACAGUAGCAUCGAGUCGAGCCCUGUAAGUUCCAAGCACAGUAUCAAAGACUGCACACCGAGUCCUAAGAGAGGUUCUUUUGUUUCGGCUGUUAUUGGAGCUAUCAGGAAUGCUGCAACGCAUCCUUUUGCGACCAAACACACGAGUGAAAAGAAAUCCUCCGAGUCGUCUAAAGUUGUACGAAAAGACUUGAGCAUAGAAUCUUCGUCCGAUAUUCUCGACUUUGAAACAGAACCUUGCCUAAUGAUGGAAAGUGUUUUAGAAGAUGUUCCUUUACCAGACACCUAUUCACACAAUAUGGUAUCCAGCUCUGAUUCGCUCAGGCGAGUCUUAAAUGUUCCUGAAACUGUCGAAGAAAGUGUUAAUAUUAACGGAGAGUCUAGUAGCAGCCUAACAAACCUAACGCAAGCCAUACUGCAUAGACGCAGAGUCGAAGACGAAGAAGAAGAAAAUUGCGAAUCGAUAAGCGAAUCAGAAAACGGUCCGUCCGAAGCUACGCUACCCAUGACUGAAUACUGUCCAGCCACUAGUCUUGUAGAUCAAGUCAUUGAUGUUGACAAUCUUGUCACUAAAUUGUUGAAAGUUUUACGUAUCAUUCAAUUGGACAACGACACUUGCAUUCAAGAAUUAAAAGACGAUAAAAUCGAUUUGGAAACGAGGCUAGAGAUGCUUCUAGCUGAGAAAAAGACUGCAGAAAACUCAAAAGAAUUUGAAAGAGGAGUUUUAAGCAACGGUUUGGAUGAUCGAAACAGCAUAAUCGAGAAUUGCAAAUAUGUGAUAAAAGAGAUGAACGAUGUGAAGGAAUUGAUUGUUGAUGGUGCGGAGAAGGACAAACGUGUGGUUGAGGAAUCAAAAGAUGGUGAUCAAAAUGCCAAUGCGACUGUUCUCUUGUCGUCAAGCGUGUGCUUUUAAAGCUUUAAAGUAGAGGAUUCUAUUUUUAUCAAUUCUAUGAGUCAAUUUUUCUCUUCCUAAGAUACAGGUUAUCAACCCUGAUCUUCAAUUGAUUAAAUUAAUUAGAUUAAAUGGUAUCUUGAAGGUAUGUAGUGCGAUCUUGCUGAGAAAAUUCUUAAUUUCCUCUAUUGUACAUAACAAAAAAUACGUAUCAAAUAACUUUAAAGUUGUUUCUUCGUAUAGAUAGGGUUACGAACGAACGAACGAACGAACAAAAUGCUAAUGAAUUGACAAAAAAUGUGUCGUAUUGUGAUUUGACGUGGUUGUUAGAGAAAAAAAAAUAUCAGUGAUUUGUUGAGGUAGUUGUACAUAGUGAAUAGUGAGUUUUAGUACGUGAGCUACAGACAAAAAAAAAAAAAAAAAAAU
Copidosoma floridanum is the source of this 4597-nucleotide messenger RNA. RefSeq names its product microtubule-binding protein cornetto (gene corn). The record is from RefSeq and is a predicted model, not a curated record. NCBI's taxonomy places the organism in Eukaryota, Metazoa, Arthropoda, Insecta, Hymenoptera, Encyrtidae.